AUGCGCCGAUCUCUGAUUGGUGGCCGAGGUCACGUGCGCGGAGGCCGAGAGGAGGUGUUUGUGCGCGCGAUCAGCGAAGGCUGCGGAGCGUGCGCAGUGAGAGGCCUAGGCUGGGGGCUCAGACUGACUGCAAUGUCUCAUUGCAUUGGACUCCUGUCCAUUGCCUCUAAACUGAACUUGCUGGUUUUGCUGCUUUCUGCAUUGUGCUUCUGUUCAUGCUUAAGUGACAGAAUUCCAGAGUUUGCCCUAACAAAAACAGAAGAAAGUGACUUAAAAGAAGAGAAUGGCAAAGAGUCAGUAGCAGAGGAUGAUCUUGAUCCUGAAGACUUAGAAGUGUUUUACCCAACGUAUCAGUGGCAAAUAGUCCGUCCAGGUCAGGCUGUUCCUGCAGGGUUACAUGUGCGAUUAAAUCUUCAAACAGGGGAAAGAGAAGCCAGGCUUCUAGAUAACAAAAAUGAAAAAAGUGACAUGAAAGACCAGAAGAAAAGGAAAAGGCUGGAUGAGAUGCAUAUCAGCUCAAACUCAUUUACAUCACAGGAACUCAAAGAGGCUUUGGCUAAAAUGAAGGAAAAAGAAAAGACAGAAAGCACAAUGGAACAAAAGGCUAAUCUGGAAGAUGUGAGACAAAGGUUUCGUCCCAUAGAAGAGCUGAAGAAGGAGUUUGAAAAACUCAAUAUGAAGAUAGAAACUGAUUUUGAAGUUAUGGUUAAAUUAAUCAACAAAUUCAACAGCUCUACUUCUACUCUGGAUGAGAAAGUAGCAGCACUGUACGACCUGGAAUAUUAUGUUCAUCAGGUGGACAAUGCGAAAGACUUUCUUUCCUUGGGUGGACUUCAGCUUGUGAUUAAUGGACUAAACAGCACCGAGCCUGUGCUAAAGGAACAUGCUGCCUUUGUCCUGGGAGCUGCACUAUCUAGCAAUCCCAAAGUUCAAGUGGAAGCAAUUGAGGGUGGUGCUCUACAAAAACUGAUGGUUAUUUUAGCUACGGAACAACCAUUGUCUGUGAAGAAAAAGGCUCUCUUUGCUUUGUCUUCGAUGCUGAGACACUUCCCCUAUGCCCAGCUGCAGUUCCUCAAGCUUGGUGGCCUUCAAGUACUUAGAAAUCUCUUCAAAGAAAAAGGCAUGGAGACUCUCUACAUACGUGUUGUGACGCUGCUCUAUGACCUGAUUGUAGAAAAGAUGCUGCUUGAGGAUUCUGAGAACAAGGAAGACCAAUUGGAAGAGAAAGUUCAGCAGUACAAACAAGUGAACCUGGUGCCAGCUGUGGUGGAACAGGGCUGGUGUGUGAUUAUUUCUAACCUCCUGGCAUUGCCGGAGCAUGACACUCGAGAAAAAGUUCUAAAAACAGUGCGCGUUCUGAUGGCCGCCUGCAGGGACGGAUACCAAGGGGACUAUGCCCUCAGCACCACGCUGAGCAUGCUCCGCACUGAAUACGAAGAACUGGCAGCAGAAGAACAAAGGGAAGGGGACAAUGAUGGCUAUUUUAAGGAACUCCUUAGCUCUAUAAAUACCAUUAUUCAGGAGUUAAGACCUGGAUAUCUGUAAUCUGACUGAGCUUAAAAAAAAAUAAGUCAUGAUAACCUGGUGAAUUUUGACGGAUAUGCAUAAACAAACUAUUGAGUAAACUGCUGGUCAAAGCAAAAUCCCUCCACAAGGCAAGUGAGCCAACAGCUCCAUUAUUAAAGAAAGAUA
Molecule: messenger RNA, 1692 nt
Organism: Emys orbicularis (European pond turtle)
Lineage: Eukaryota; Metazoa; Chordata; Testudines; Emydidae
Gene: SIL1
Product: SIL1 nucleotide exchange factor
Exons: 10
Coding region: 1-1545 (514 amino acids)
Source: RefSeq, a predicted model, not a curated record